Messenger RNA from Chenopodium quinoa (quinoa), 936 nucleotides. RefSeq lists its product as uncharacterized. The record is from RefSeq and is a predicted model, not a curated record. The transcript is spliced from 3 exons. Bases 1 to 936 code for a protein of 311 amino acids. Lineage: Eukaryota; Viridiplantae; Streptophyta; Magnoliopsida; Caryophyllales; Amaranthaceae.
AUGAAUAGAACGGAGGAAGAAGUUGUUGAUAUCAUUGAAGAUGUAGUGAUGCAUUACAUGGAUUGGCAAGAUGGUGAGCAAGAGUCCACAAGCAAGAGUAGCUCUACGGUUUAUUUCGUUGAUCAUCUCAAUGCGACCAACAAUACGUCAUCACCAAUCUCAAAUAUAGGGAAGGAGAUGACCUCUAUCAAAGCCAAAUUGGAGAGCACUUCUUCACAAGCGCCUGUUCUUCCCUCCCAAAAUAAGGGGAGAGGGCUUGAACCCAAGAAAACGGUCUAUUCUAUCACCACUAGGAGUGGUAAGGUCCUUCAAGAGAGUGUUUCUAGGAGGAAUCAAGAAAGUGAGAAGGUGAGUGAUUCAUCCAAUGAUGAUGAGCAUUAUGUGUCUAGCAAGAAGUGUGAGGUUUCUAAGGAGAAGGCCAAGAUGGGAGAGAGUGUGCAAAAUGAAGUGAGAAAACCCAAACAUCCCUACCCCCAAAAGUUCUUGAGGAACAAGAUUGAUGUUCAAUUUGGGAGAUUUCUUGACAUGCUUAAGAAGAUUCAUCUUUCUAUCCCUUUCAUCGAUACUUUGAAACAAAUGCCAAACUAUUCUAAGUUCCUUAAGGAUAUCUUGAGUGGAAAAAGAGAAUGUAAUGAGAUUGACUCGGUAAAGGUUGGGGAAUGUUGUAGUGCUCUUAUCUACAAUGACUUAGCCAAGAAGAUGAAAGAUCCAGGUGAGCUCAACAUGACCCUACAAUUGGCCGGCCGUCCUAUUAAGUUCCCUAAGGGUAGAAUUGCAGAUGUCCCCCUCAAUAUAGGAGAGUUCACUAUCCUCGUUGACUACAUUGUGCUAGAUAUUGCGAAAGUUGAUAACAUUCCUAUCAUUUUAUGGAGACCAUUCCUAGAAACUUCGGGUGCCUUGAUAGAUGUGAAAGGUGGCAUUAUUGCAUGUGGUUGA